Myotis myotis is the source of this 3989-nucleotide messenger RNA. RefSeq names its product carcinoembryonic antigen-related cell adhesion molecule 1-like. Gene Ontology annotation, biological process: regulation of immune system process; signal transduction. Gene Ontology annotation, cellular component: plasma membrane; cell surface. Gene Ontology annotation, molecular function: protein tyrosine kinase binding. The record is from RefSeq and is a predicted model, not a curated record. The coding region runs from base 78 to 935 and encodes 285 amino acids. NCBI's taxonomy places the organism in Eukaryota, Metazoa, Chordata, Mammalia, Chiroptera, Vespertilionidae. The transcript is spliced from 5 exons.
AGGUCCCACCAGUAGGGAGAGCAGUGCCUGUGAGUGUUUCUGGACCUCAAGCUCUUCUCACAGAGGGAGGGACGGAAAUGGAGUCCCCCUCAGUCCCUGCUCACAGAGGGUGCGUCCCCUGGCAGGGGCUCCUGCUGGCUGCCUCAAUCUUAACCCUCUGGAGCCUGCCCACCACUGCCCAGCUCACUAUUGAAUCAGUGCCGCCCAAUGCUGCCGAAGGGAAGGAUGUGCUUCUCCGUGUCCACAACCUGCCUGGGAAUCUAAUGGUCUGUAUCUGGUACAAAGGGGAAAAAAUAGACAGCAACCUUCGAAUUGCAUCAUAUACAGCACACACUCAAGCAGUUACCCUCGGCCCUGCAUACAGUCAACGAGAGACAAUGUACCCCAAUGGAUCUCUGCUGUUCCAGAAAGUCACCCUGCAGGACACAGGAUACUACACCCUAGUAGCCUUAGACAAAGAUGCUGAGAGCAUACAAGUAACUGGACAGCUCCGUGUAUACCAGCCAGUGGGGAAGCCAGCCCUCCAAGCCAGCAAUGCCACAGUCACAGAGCAUAAGGACGCCCUGGUCCUGACCUGCCUCACCAAUGACAGGGGCAUCUCCAUCCGGUGGCUCUUCAAGAACCAGAUUCUACCUCACAAGCACAGGAUGAAGCUGUCCCAGGACAACAACAUCCUCACCAUAGACCCCGUCAGGAGGGAGGACACUGGGAGCUUUCAGUGUGAGGUCUUCAACCCCAUCAGUUCCAGCAAGAGUGACCCUCUCAAGCUGGACGUACAAUAUGAUCCAACACUACCAAGUCCUGGCCUCUCAGUUGGGGCGAUGGCCGGCAUCGUGGUUGGCGUCCUGGCUGGCGUAGCUCUGGUAGCAGCGCUGGCGUACUUCCUGUAUGUCAGAAAGACUGGAGGAUCCAUGAAGUUACAUAUUCUUUGCUGAACUUCAGUGGCCAAGAAUCAAAGAAACCAACGUCAGCCUCCCCGUCCCCACCAGCUACAGAGCCAGUUUAUGCGGAAAUAAAAAAGAAGUAAUGCAACCAGCCCUGCUCACCACACUGCUGCCUGAUUCCAGUCUCAUCCCAUCACCAGGAGACCCCGUUGCCCUCAGGGAAAAGGAGAGGAUGCAACCACAACCCUGGAAGAGCACACCUGGAAAGUCUCUUUCACCCCCUCACUCUCAUGAGACAGCUCCAGGCUCCUGGUCACAGCCCCUCCCUUUGGUGCCAACGGGUGAAAGGGAGUCUGUAGGAAGCCCAGUCUUCCUUUUCAUUAAAUUUUGUCUCAUUAAAUUAGUACGAGAACCAACAAAGUCUAAAGGUAGCUUUUUAAAAAGCAAACUUCUGACUGAAUUAUUAAGAAGAAAUGAGAGUGAUCACAAUAAGCAAUAUUAGGAGUAAAAAAGGAAACAAUGACAGCAGGCAAUAGGAGGACAUCAGGAGCAUCCCUAUUGCAAAUAUUUGAAAGAUUAGAUUAAAAGAAAUAAAUACUUAGAAAAACAAAAUGAAAACAGAAGUGAGUCAAAAAGAAAGAAAAGUAUGAGUAGCUCUAUUAACCAAUAAAGAAACUGAGUUGGUAAUCCUUCCAAAAAAGGAUACGUAUAAUCUAGAUUAUUUGAUGGUGUUUUCCAAACAUUCAGAGAACAAUUAAUACUAAUCUUAUAAGUGCUCUUACAGAAAACAGAAGAGAGAGAACACUUCCCCAGCUGUUUUUGUGUGGCUAGUAUAAUCUUGUCCACGGAAUCAGAAGAAAGUUGCUAGGCAUGAGCAGAGCAGAGACAGAAAGGUACGGAGACUCACCAGGGCAGAAAGCUCCAGAAGACUAUUAAGGGGCACAAUUGAGAAAACAAGAACCUAUCCUCCCCUAGCAUAUCACUGGACAUGUGGUUGGACCUGGGAUCUUUCAUGUCUCUGGUCAGGCAAUUUAGACGCCCCUGACCAUUUCCUCCCAUAACAUAACAUCUAGGCGUCAGUUGAAUUUCAGCUCGAGGCCCAGAAAUGCAGAAAAGCCAGACAAGUGACACAGUGGCUGCCUAAAGACCUAUUACAUUGACUAAUGACCUCCUGCCUUGACAUCGUUCAAUCAGUGGAGAACAUGACCCUGAAAGAGCACACCUAGAAAGCUGAUGAAUAUUCCAUUAAGACCCUCCCCCAAGACCUCCCCCAAGAUUUCCACCUCCCAGAAAGAGAGACAUGUGCUCAGGAUAAAGGACCCAGUGUGCACUCUCCCUCCAAGGAGCAUGCCCUUCCCAUUCCCUCACAGGCACGUGUUCCCCAACCUCUGGGGAUCCCAUAAGACCUGCAACCAGGGGAGCAAUGGGCAGCGGCAGCUUGUCCCCAGCUAACCCCCUGCACUUCUCUCCAAGAACCCUUUUCUCUGACUUCUCAGAGUCAAAGCAGCCCAGCCUAGGCUUCUCUGUUGCUUCUUCUAUGCCCUUCCUUGUUUCACAGUCCUAAGUACAUUUUUGCUGCCAUCAUGGGGUACCAUGCCUUUUGCUCAGUACUGCGUAGUCCUUCCCCUUGCAUAUCCCCAUCUCCCGUCCCCUUUUCCUUAAGUAAAUUCCAUUUUCUUUAAUCACCAUCUGAGAUGGCUAUUUAGCCUGCCCGAGCACCACCCAUUUUAAUCUUUCAAAACCCCGAAAGGAAAAUAACAGGCUUAAUAUUCUUGUGUAUGAACAUCCUCAUGAACAGUAACACAAUCAGCAAUGAAUAAAAACGAUGACAUGCAGGAAAUGUGGGUUUAUUUCAGAAAGAGGUUAACAGUAUAAAAGUCACUGUAAUUCACAGCAUUAAAGGUUUAAAGGAGAAAAACCAUGUAACAUUUUCAAAAGACACUUUCAAGAAAAACUCUACCUAAAAUUCAGCCUCUCUUUGUUAAGAACUUACUAAGCCAGAAAUAAAAGGAACUUCCUUAAUCUGAAAAAGAGUGUUUACAAAAUGUUAUGGUAAAGUGUGGGCCAAACACUAAACACAAGGAGCUCAGGGGAGGCCUGGGUGGUGGCCUUGCAAACUCAGGGGCCUAAAGUGACCACAAAGGAUGGUGUGAAAUGAAAACUUUUAACUAAAAGCAGUUUAUGGCAGCUAGUAAUGUCAUAGGCUAGACUCUUCCUUAGCAAAAGUCAAUCUUGACCUUAACUGACCCUGUCUAAUGUCCUUUGCAUCUGCUAUAGCUUUCCUAUGGAAUGUCAGGAAAACUCCCCUUUCUUUUGACUGUUAAUUAUCCUGUACCCACCUAGUUAAAAGAUGUGAAACAUUUUACAUCCAGUCCCAGGGGUGCCCCCAUUUGCUUUUUCCCACCUCCCUAAUCUAUUACCAGUGGAUGUAAACUGUCCCACUUGCCUCUGGUCUUUUGAUUGAAAUGUAUAAAAUAAGAUGCAAAAUGGCCAUUUUCUGGAGCAUUGUCUCAAUCCAUGGAGAUUUUGCUCCCAAGCUAUUGUCGAUAGUUUAGCUCAAGUAAACUCACAAAAAUUCUUCACCAGUUUGGAGUUUCAUACUUUGACCUUUACUCGUUAUAGUGGGGCAGGAUUCCAAAGCAGUUUGCCCAGGACCACCCUGCAGACCCAGACCAAGUGCUAGGAUCCAGCAAAGGGUCCACUGAGCUCACUAACCCCCUGGCCCCCUAUCUGGUAAACUUGCUGAGUUGUCUCUUGGAUCCAGGACCUUCCCUUGCUUGUAGUAGAUGAUCUGACUUUAUUAGAGCUGUAUUUUAAAUCCGCAAGGUGGACCUAAGGUUAAGGGUUGACAGAAGCAAGGCUAAGGUGAGACACAAGGAAAAAUGGGUGGCUGUUUUUUUAACUCAGGCAUUUCAAUUGGAAUUGUUUUCUGAGAGUCUGAGCAAAAAACCUUCACUGUAUAAAUGAGAGCUGAAGUUGUUCAGCUCUGAAGAUCAGGGGCGCAUCCUCCCUCCAGCACAAAUCUCAGGUGUUCUUAAAGGCUCGGCAGGAGCCUUGACUUGCAGGUGAUUUAUAGAAAUGAGAAGAUUUAACUAGAAAUUAUAU